AUGUCUGAUCCUGAUGCUGUCUUGAUAACCGCUGGUCCAUACCAGUUCCUCGCCCACUUCGAGCAAUCUGCACCCAAAACGGUCGAACUCUUUCGCUCCUUAUUACCCUACAAACAAAAGAUCAUUCAUGUGCGAUGGAGUGGAGAGGGAAUGUGGAUUCCAUUAGGCGAGACCGACUUCGGUGUUCCAUUCGAGAAUCACACGGCACAUCCAUCUGCGGGGCAAAUUCUGUUAUACCCUGGCGGAUUUUCUGAAACAGAGUUCCUGUUUUGUUAUGGCGGAGUUUCUUUUGCUAGCAAGAUGGGUCCUUUAGCUGCCAACCAUUUCCUCACUAUUGUGCAAGGAAAAGAAAACCUGCGAGCCCUGGGAGAGCUAGUGCUGUGGAAGGGGGCGCAAGAUGUUAUGUUCGAGAUGGUCAGUGACGUUAAAGGGUCAAAUGCCAAGUUAUAG
Penicillium verhagenii is the source of this 450-nucleotide messenger RNA. RefSeq lists its product as uncharacterized. Bases 1 to 450 code for a protein of 149 amino acids. The record is from RefSeq and is a predicted model, not a curated record. The transcript is spliced from 2 exons. Lineage: Eukaryota; Fungi; Ascomycota; Eurotiomycetes; Eurotiales; Aspergillaceae.